AUGAAUGGUACUGCUGAGCAAAGGCAACUUAUUCUUACAGGAGAAGUAAUUCACCAGAAGGCUCUUGAGUUUGCAGCAUUGUUAGGAGUUCCAGAAAGUGAUUUUAAAGCAUCUGAUACAGAAAGUGUCCUGAUAGAAUUUUUGCCCCAAUUUCGUGAAGAGCUAAAAGAUCUCUUAAAGUUAUAUGAACCGCGAGACAUUUUUAAUGCAGAUAAAUGUAAUGGUACUGAAAAAAUCAAGCCUUUGGUUAUUAACAAGUCCCGUAUGCUAUUGGCAUUUUACCAUGAAGGAAUUACAUCACAUAACCAACUUUCUGUUGAUUAUUAUCAUAAUGAAAAGGCGUGGAUGUGUCAAGAUAUUUUUAAG
Molecule: messenger RNA, 366 nt
Organism: Cetraspora pellucida
Lineage: Eukaryota; Fungi; Glomeromycota; Glomeromycetes; Diversisporales; Gigasporaceae
Source: the annotation of a GenBank genome assembly